Pogona vitticeps (central bearded dragon) is the source of this 1344-nucleotide messenger RNA. RefSeq names its product RAB24, member RAS oncogene family (gene RAB24). The record is from RefSeq and is a predicted model, not a curated record. Lineage: Eukaryota; Metazoa; Chordata; Lepidosauria; Squamata; Agamidae. Gene Ontology annotation, molecular function: GTP binding; GTPase activity.
CCAAUCCCCGCCCACUCCUCCCCCCCCCUCCGGAGAGAGCCCGGGAAGCUGCUCGGCCCCGCCACCAGCUCCGGGAAGGGGCUCCCCUGCCUGCCUGCCUGCCUGCUUCCUUCGACCCUCGGUCGGUGCCGGUGUCCGUAGGCCGUGUGCUCGCCAGCGGCAGGAUGCGGCCGAGGUGAGUUUCGGCACUUGAGCUGCACAAUCUCUUUGCCUUCCCCGGCUGCCUUGCUGAGGUGGAGAGGUUGAGGAUCCCCCUGGAAGGGAGCUCUUGGUUGCAAGGGCAGGAGAAUGAGCGGGCAGCGUGUGGAUGCCAAAGUUGUGAUGCUGGGCAAAGAAUAUGUGGGCAAGACCAGCUUGGUGGAGAGAUAUGUUCACAACCGCUUCCUGGUGGGACCUUACCAAAAUACAAUAGGUGCUGCAUUUGUGGCCAAAGUGAUGUCAGUGGGAGGACGAACAGUAACCUUGGGAAUCUGGGACACAGCGGGCUCGGAGAGAUACGAGGCCAUGAGCCGAAUAUAUUACCGUGGUGCGAAAGCUGCCAUUGUUUGUUAUGAUCUUACUGAUAGCAGCAGUUUCCAGAGGGCAAAAUUCUGGGUGAAUGAGCUGCAGAACUUUGAGGAGAACUGUCGGAUCUAUUUGUGUGGCACCAAGAGCGACUUGUUGGAUGAGGACAGAAGACGACGGGAAAUUGACUUCCAUGAUGCGCAGGAUUAUGCAGAUGAGAUCAGAGCCGAUCUGUUUGAGACCUCCAGUAAAACUGGACAGAAUGUGGAUGAGCUCUUCCAGAAGGUGGCAGAGGAUUAUGUGCAGUUUGCUGCCUUUGAGAUGACAGAGGAGAAAGGACUUGAUCUGAGCCAAAAGAACACCACUACCUACUUCUACAACUGUUGUCAUCACUAAGUUCCUUCUUGUGUUUGCCAAAAGCAGUGCUCCAUGUCGGGGUUUGUGCUCAUGCUCUUUUGAUGGUUCACUCCUUUUACCUGUUAUUUGGAAUGCCUUGCCCUUUGGACAUAACUGAGCACCACUUGCUGGGAUCUCCCCUUGGAAAGAGGGCUGGGGAGAGAAUGCAGCAGCCCCAAGGCCUUUUCGUACAUACUUGCUGCUUUGUUGACCGGAGACCAAUGAUGGCCUUGUGCUCCUGUUCGCUCUGGAGGCUGCCUCGGUGAUUGAAGUGUGCCAGGAAUUGCUGUUCUUCACAAUAGGCUCUGUGCAAAACAGAGCCUGCGCUGGCUGCCUUUGAUCCUGCCAUUUUGAAGAUGUCUCUGGAUUCUUUGCUUAUUAUUUAAUUGGCUUCUAGUAAGUUAUGCAAAUGUAAAUAAAAGUGCUUUGUGGUCCUGUGUUGUC